Oldenlandia corymbosa var. corymbosa is the source of this 1815-nucleotide messenger RNA. The record is from the annotation of a GenBank genome assembly. Lineage: Eukaryota; Viridiplantae; Streptophyta; Magnoliopsida; Gentianales; Rubiaceae.
AUGGGCAUGGGGAAGAGAAAUACAAUCUACUUGGUUUCCUCCUCCGAUGAUGAAGAAAAGGCGGAGUUCUCUCUGAAAUCGCAACCAAAAGCAUCCUCCCUUCCCCGAAUCAGUAAUCCGAAGAAGAGGGCAAAGAAAGCCCCACUAUCAAAUUCAUGUUCCCGGCCCCGUCGUCAAUCCGAGUUUAAUGAUUUUGCUGAAAUUAAACGGUUUUGCCAGGAAUUCGAUGAAGGGAUCAGAGGAUUCAAGGUAUCUACUGGACAUGGAAUGAGCACAAACUUGUGGGUGGAUAAAUACAAACCAAAUUGUUUAGAAGAGCUUGCAGUUCACAAGAAGAAGGUAGAGGAGGUAAAGGCAUUGCUAGAAGAAAGAUUUAUCACUUCAGAGCAAAGGUUCAACAACAAUGUUAUUCUUUUUUCUGGACCAACAGGAGUUGGAAAAUCUGCAACCAUCUAUGCACUUGCUUCGCAUUUUAAAGCCACAAUAUGUGAAUGGAACACUCCAACUCCCACGAUAUGGCAAGAACAUCUUCACAACUCCAGUUCAGGGUUACGCUACACUUCGAAGCUGGAUGAGUUUGAAACUUUUGUUGACAAGAUAAGGAAGUAUGGAUGCAUUUCAUCAUCUGCUUCUGGAGGAUCUCGGGUCAUUCUCUUGAUUGAUGAUCUUCCGAUUAUAAAUGGGAAAGUCGCCUAUGGAAGACUCCGUCGGUGCUUGCAUCUUCUUGUUCAAUCUGUCACUGUUCCUACAGUCAUAUUAUUCAACGACUAUGGCAACACUGAAGCUACAGAGUAUAGCAUGCGUUACUGGGAAGAAUUGCAGCUGUUUCUUCAGGAAUCCGGGGCUUGUAAGGUGGCCUUUAACCCAAUAACUACAAAUUCCCUCAAGAAAACCCUUUUAAGAAUUUCCAGAGAGGAGCAAUGUGAAGUAAGUGCAGAGGAACUUGAGCUGAUAGCAAAGGCCAGUGGAGGUGACAUCAGACACGCAAUUACAUCUUUACAAUAUUACUUCCUCAGACCAAAUGAAGCAUCAUUCUUAAGUUUCACCAACAGUACUCCCCCUCGGCUAAAUCAAAGCCAAGAUGAAAUCACUCACUUGAGCAAUGGCCAUUUAUUACCAUUUGGCAGAGAUGACACACUCUCUCUUUUUCAUGCCUUGGGAAAAUUUUUGCACAACAAAAGGGAUAGUGAGAAGUCCAUGGCAUCAGAUAGUGAUCCAUUUAUUCUGAAGGAAAACUUUCGGAGGUUGCCUCUGAAAAUGGAUGCUCCAGAACUAAUUCUCCGUCAAGCAUAUGGACAAUCUCGCCCAGUUGCGGAUUUUCUGCAUGAAAAUGUUCUGGAUUUUAUCAGUGAGGAAGCAAUGGAUGAUGCUUGGAUUGUGGCAUCAUAUCUAAGUGAUGCUGACUUCCUCCUGGCUUCACUCAGUGGAAAGCUGAGUAGAAACUAUGAAGCUGAGAAUGUGGUUCAAUCAGCUGCUGCUUCUGUUGCUGUUAGAGGGGUGCUUUUUGGAAAUUCACAUCUUGCUCCAUCUAGGUGGCAUUCUAUUCGCCGUCCAAAGCUUUGGCAGGUGGAACAAUCUUUAUGGCACAAUAAGUCACGAAUGGUUAGCCAGAGGCACGAGGCUUACUGUGGAAUGAACUUGGUUGAUCCAUCUGUCAUUGCGACAGAAUUUCAACCCACGAUGAAAUGGAUUGGAUAUAGAGCGCCCGUAGAUCAUAAUGGCGAAAAAGCUUCCCCAGAUUGCAUGGACCUUGAUGAAAAUGUUUUGGCUAAUGAGAAUUGUAUAACAAGUGAAGACGAAAUUGAAGACUGGUAG